AAGUCAUCUAUUUUUGAAUUUACGAAGUUUUGUUAGAAAAGUAAGUUAAAAGUUAAAAGUAGAGGAUAAUGGUUUGAGGGUGGAGGAAGAACGCAAACAAUGAAACGUUGUGACCUGUGUGCGUGGUGGCUCCUUGUCCCACUCAACCAAUGAGUGGUCUCCACUUUUCAUCUUAUAUUUACCCAUUUCUCCCAUUGCCCUCUCAUAUCACUAAUCACAUUCUCUCCCUGCAUUAUCUCCAGCCUCUCUUUUUCCUCUGCACAGAAUGGGAAGUACCGGAAGAACUGACUAUGGUGCGUACACUUAUGAGAAUCUUGAGAGAGAGCCUUACUGGCCAUCAGAGAAGCUUAAGAUUUCCAUCACUGGAGCUGGGGGGUUCAUUGCAUCGCACAUAGCUCGGCGCCUCAAGACGGAGGGGCACUACAUUAUUGCUUCUGAUUGGAAGAAAAAUGAGCACAUGACUGAGGACAUGUUCUGUGAUGAAUUCCAUCUUGUUGAUCUCAGGGUCAUGGACAACUGCCUGAAGGUUACGAAGGGGGUUCAUCAUGUUUUCAAUCUUGCUGCAGACAUGGGUGGGAUGGGUUUUAUUCAGUCUAACCACUCUGUCAUUAUGUACAACAACACGAUGAUUAGCUUCAACAUGAUUGAGGCUGCCAGGAUUAACGGCAUUAAGAGGUUUUUUUAUGCCUCUAGUGCUUGCAUCUACCCUGAAUUUAAACAGUUAGAGACUAAUGUGAGCUUGAAGGAGUCUGAUGCAUGGCCAGCUGAGCCGCAAGAUGCAUAUGGGCUAGAGAAGCUUGCAACAGAGGAGUUAUGCAAGCACUAUAACAAGGAUUUUGGAAUUGAGUGCCGCAUUGGGAGGUUUCAUAACAUAUACGGGCCUUUUGGGACAUGGAAAGGUGGAAGGGAGAAGGCUCCUGCUGCUUUUUGUCGUAAGACAAUCACUUCCACUGAUAGAUUUGAGAUGUGGGGAGAUGGAUUACAAACACGAUCAUUUACCUUCAUUGAUGAGUGUGUUGAAGGUGUGCUUAGAUUGACUAAAUCCGACUUCCGAGAGCCAGUAAAUAUUGGAAGUGAUGAGAUGGUCAGCAUGAAUGAGAUGGCUGAGAUUAUUCUUAGCUUUGAGAACAAGAAUAUUCCUAUUCAUCACAUUCCUGGCCCAGAGGGUGUUCGAGGUCGUAAUUCAGACAAUACACUGAUAAAAGAAAAACUUGGCUGGGCUCCAACUAUGAAGUUGAAGGAUGGGCUGAGGAUUACAUACUUCUGGAUUAAGGAGCAGAUCGAGAAGGAGAAGGCUCAAGGUACUGAUAUAUCAGUGUAUGGAUCUUCCAAAGUGGUGCAGACUCAAGCACCAGUUCAACUAGGCUCACUUCGGGCAGCAGAUGGCAAAGAAUGAAGUGGUGAACACGUUGCUGUAGUAGUCACCUAAAUGUUUCAAGUGAAGAGUUAUAUGGCCACUAAAUAGCGGUAUCUGCUUAUUUUUAAUUAGCUGCUAAGGAUUUCUUACGUGUCUGCAGGUUGUUCAUGUCUGGAACGGGAGCCUCGAUGUUCCUAAUGUUCAAUAGUCUUUUUAAGGCACUACGUGGUGCCUAAGAAGCUCUAAAUUAUUUGUUUGAUGUUUAAAUCAUUGAUUAAUAAGGGCAUGUAAUUGUUUUUUUCCUGUGUGAAUAUGGUAUCUCCGAAUGUCUCUAUGUAGUGAUUUUUCUAUAAGAUGAUGGAUAGAAAUAUACUCUUAGUACAUUCGUGAA
Molecule: messenger RNA, 1748 nt
Organism: Cajanus cajan (pigeon pea)
Lineage: Eukaryota; Viridiplantae; Streptophyta; Magnoliopsida; Fabales; Fabaceae
Product: GDP-mannose 3,5-epimerase 2
Molecular function (GO): NAD binding; GDP-mannose 3,5-epimerase activity
Source: RefSeq, a predicted model, not a curated record